Messenger RNA from Limulus polyphemus (Atlantic horseshoe crab), 865 nucleotides. RefSeq names its product homeobox protein HMX3-like. The record is from RefSeq and is a predicted model, not a curated record. Gene Ontology annotation, biological process: central nervous system development; neuron differentiation; regulation of DNA-templated transcription. NCBI's taxonomy places the organism in Eukaryota, Metazoa, Arthropoda, Merostomata, Xiphosura, Limulidae. Gene Ontology annotation, molecular function: DNA binding; DNA-binding transcription factor activity, RNA polymerase II-specific. Bases 1 to 765 code for a protein of 254 amino acids. The transcript has 2 exons.
AUGCUUCCUUUUCCGUACACCUUUUCUUGGCCAGCGUACUUCGGCGUGACUUCCGCCGCUCCAUUGAGCCCUGUAAGUCCGCCAGUUUUAGUAAAUGUCCCGGGGAUCAGACAUUUCACUACUGCUCUCAGUCAGAAUAAGAACCACGAUAAAAAGCCGUCGUUCACUAUUGAGGCCAUCCUGGGACUAAGUAGUGACGGCUCCCGCCCCAAACAGCCGUCUUUAGCCGGACCAGUUCGCGUCACGCGGCACGAGCGAUUGGAAGGUACCACUCCCUACUCUACAAACACAGAAGCGGCUCGAAUAAAAACAUCGAAACCAGACGUUGGCAAGACUCACAGAGCAAAGACUGGCUCCGCUAAACAACCGUUUGCCAACCCUAUGGAACACGAAACAGACAGCGCCGGCAGUAUCAGGCCGAAACCAGCGUGCAAAGCUAAGCGUGUGCGUACCAUCUUCACCGCUGAACAGCUGGACCGGCUGGAGACCGAGUUCGAGCGGCAGCAAUACAUGGUAGGGCCGGAGAGACUGCAGCUGGCCUCGGCGCUCAACUUGACAGAGGCCCAAGUGAAGGUGUGGUUUCAAAACCGACGGAUCAAGUGGCGAAAGCAGCAUUUUGAUGCACAACAUGCCAAGUUGACCAGACUGCGACAAGAGGCUAGUCUUGACCGUAACACUGAUACCGAAGAUUCCAUGGAAACAAUCAACACUAAUUUUCUCGGCGCGUGUAGUGAUCAGAUCAGUGAUACUAACGUACAUCAGUGACUGUAACUGUUGCGAAUAAAGAAACAAUAUCUGAAUCUGUGAUCCGGUGUACUCGUCGUCAACCCUGGUUAUAUGAUCAUCAGUGCUCAUUUCAGAUCUC